Molecule: messenger RNA, 1335 nt
Organism: Haliaeetus leucocephalus (bald eagle)
Lineage: Eukaryota; Metazoa; Chordata; Aves; Accipitriformes; Accipitridae
Gene: CSTB
Product: cystatin B (stefin B)
Exons: 4
Coding region: 383-631 (82 amino acids)
Cellular component (GO): cytosol
Molecular function (GO): cysteine-type endopeptidase inhibitor activity
Source: RefSeq, a predicted model, not a curated record
ACGGGAGCAGCCGCCACCAUGUUGUGCGGGGGGACCUCGGCGGCCCGGCCCGCCACAAACGAGACGCAGCAGAUGGCGGAUGAGCUAGGGUGUGUCAAGCCAGUGGAGAAGGAUGAAAGACGAUCUCCAGCUUCUUACGCUCUUUGUCAUCGUCUGGGUUUGCUCCCCUGGCUGCAGCAGUUUCUAAAUACGUACAGAGCACCCAAAGGCACAGCAGUCAUUGAAAUUAAUGUUUAGCUUGUAGAAUCUGAUGAUUCUGCGUUUAAAAAAAGAGGGAUGUGCGUCUCCUAAGCGCCAACCUGAGUUUGCAGUAAUGAGUACAUUAUCAAGAAUUGCUGAGAGAGUCCCAGAUACUGUUUUGACCUGAAAGGGCCUACGUGUCAUGUUAAAGAUAAUGCAGGUGAAACCUCAGCUAGAAGAAAAAGAAGGGAAAAAGUUUGAUGUCUUCACUGCAGUGGAGUUUAAAACUCAGGUGGUUGCUGGAACAAACUACUUCAUCAAGGUCCAUGUUGGCAAUGAUGAGUUCAUGCACCUGCGGGUGUUCAGAAGCCUUCCUCACGAGAAUAAGCCGCUGAGUCUCCACAGUUACCAAAGCAGCAAGACCAAGCAUGAUGAACUGGCUUUUUUCUAGCAAGUUUAUCUUGUGUGUUUUCCUAAUGGUUUCUUAUGUGCAUUUUCUAUAGGCUGCAAAAUGUUGAUUCCUGCGCCAAUGAAGGAGAAAGGAAAGUGUCUUGUUUUAUACUUAACGCUGGAAAAAAUCAUUUUCUCUUAUGCCAUUCCCUUCCUGUGCAAAAUCUAAAUUUUUGAGUCGCACAGCUCUCUUUUCACCUAUACUAAUGCAAACCCAAGUAGCUGCACUGACUUCAGUGCAACUUAACCGGAAUAUUGUGACUGAGUCCUGUUAGUGGACUUCCUUGGGCUGGAAAUUGAAAGGGGAGUGAUACUCAUGUAUUUGCAGCAAGGAACAAGAGAAAAACCAGAAUCUUUUCUGUGCUGUUUUGCAAUUGUGAAUAUAUCUGUAGAUGUAAAUUGUACUCUGUAUUUUAUUGGCAAAGACCUGAAGAGAGACUUGAGCUGAAGCAAUUUUGAAAGCAAGGGGAUGGGGAGGAUUAUAGUCCUUUGAAACAAACAUUGCCUUGGUAAUCAUGUUUAUCCUCUUGCAGCAGUAGGGUGUAAUGUCCAGUAGAGGGUGUAUGAGUUUAAAAAAAAAAAAGAAAACAACUUGAUUAUUUUCUCAGUCCUAAGGAAGAAGUCUGGGAAAGGAAUUUAAGCUGGACAAGCGUUUCUGCAUUAAUAAUAAUAAAUAUUUCUCUUUAAUUGAGAUGGCAUAUUUGA